Molecule: messenger RNA, 3682 nt
Organism: Orussus abietinus
Lineage: Eukaryota; Metazoa; Arthropoda; Insecta; Hymenoptera; Orussidae
Gene: Rap2l
Product: ras-related protein Rap-2a
Exons: 1
Coding region: 631-1179 (182 amino acids)
Biological process (GO): Rap protein signal transduction; negative regulation of cell migration
Cellular component (GO): plasma membrane
Molecular function (GO): GTPase activity; GTP binding; GDP binding
Source: RefSeq, a predicted model, not a curated record
AUGGCGUCGCACGCGUCGCGCCCGCGGAAGACGUGAAGCCUGCGGCCGAGCGACGAGCGCCGCGAGCGGGGCGGAGGAAGGUGGAGGAAGGCGGAGGAAGGCGGAAAGGCAGGAAGGCAGCGGCCGCGCGAGAGAGAGAGACCGAGUCGAGGCGAGAGACGGACAGGCAGGCAGGCAGACAGGCAGGCAAGCGCAGGCUUAGGCUCGGCCAGGCAGACGAGAGGGGCGAGAGCGGGUCCCGCGGUACCCCGGGUGAGCGAGCGGCGCGAACGAGGACGACCGUCCUGCGGACUCCAUGGGCUCGAGAAGACGAGCCCCUUUGUGCCGGUGGUAGUGACCGUUAGUGGCCGCCAGUGGCCGGUGGCGCGGCCAGUGCUAGCUGCGACGACGAGGCGAGCCCGCGCACCUCGGGGCGCCCCCCGGGUAAGUCACGCACCUCUCUCGAUGCCUUUGUUCGUCGCGCCUCGGCGCGGUUUCGACUCGACCUCGGUGGCGACGGACACGGCGGGGUGCACUCGCUAACGCCGGCCCGGCCAAGGAGGAGCGCCGCAGCGCGGCGACGUCGGCGACGUCGGCGACGGUUGCGAGGAACGCUCGAGAACGCGAACUCGGUUGGCUCGCCGGCUCGAGAUGCGCGAGUUCAAGGUAGUGGUGCUGGGCUCGGGCGGGGUGGGCAAGAGCGCGCUCACCGUCCAGUUCGUCUCGGGGUGCUUCAUGGAAAAGUAUGACCCCACCAUCGAGGACUUCUACAGAAAGGAGAUCGAGGUGGACAACUCGCCCUGCGUCCUGGAGAUCCUGGACACCGCGGGCACCGAGCAGUUCGCCAGUAUGCGCGACCUGUACAUCAAGAACGGUCAGGGCUUCGUCGUGGUGUACAGCUUGACGAACCACCAGACCUUCCAGGACAUCAAGGCGAUGAAGGAGCUGAUAACCCGUGUCAAGGGAACGGAGAGGGUGCCGGUCCUCCUCGUGGCUAACAAGCUCGACCUCGACCACCAGCGAGAGGUCGACGCCGCGGAGGGGAACGCCCUGGCCCAGCUGUGGAGCUGCCCCUUCGUCGAGGCCUCCGCCAAGAACCGCACCAACGUCAACGAGAUGUUCGCGGAGAUCGUCAGAGAAAUGAACUUCAGUCCCGAGAAGGAAAAGAAGAGCUACUGCAACUGUUGCAGCAUCCUUUAAUACUUAAUCAAACUCCCGGUUGGGCCGAUCGGAUCGCGUCGAGCGUACGAGCCCGGAGGGUGUCACGACACCCGUCGUCCUGGACUGGCCUGGCCGGGCUGUGCUGUGAACUCGACGACUCGUAAGGAUAAUUAGAGGUGAGACGCGCUCAGGUAUGGGGAUCGUGCCAGCGAAUGAACUCGACGCGCCGUAUUGCUUUUUCUACUCGAUGAAUCGUGGCCGUCGGUGACUGCGAACAAAUAUUUUAAUAUACGAGCGAAUAGUAUUAUAUAUGUAAUAUUAUUGUAAUAUAUAACGAUAGACUUAAGUGGGCAACGAAAAGUGGAAGUCCAGGGAGAAGGACCAAAUUUCUGUGGAUAUUCGCGGAGGGUGGCGGAACUACCCUGUGUCGGUUGUCGGCUGUUCGCGGCAAUACCAAACUCGAGUGUUGUCGGCUCUCCGCGUGAUUCGACGAAAGGAUAACGGGAAGAUACGUUCGUUGAGCGUUCGUCCAUUCUCAGAACGAGCCGUUACUAUUCUGAAGAUUAGGUGCUGACAGAUAGAGCGUUAAGUUUGGCUCGAGAGCAUUGCAGGGACUGCCAUGGUGGUCGGCUUGUUUCGUCAAUGGUGUUACUAGAUUCGAGGCAAAGAAAGUAUAGGGUAUCAUUCUAAGGCAAAGUAUAAGAGAAUAUCGUUUUACUUAAGACUCGUUCUUGUAUCGACUUAAGCGAAAGGUAGUCCCAAAAACUUCUACACCGAUUUCAUACGCGGUACGAGAGAGAGCUUGUCGAUUCUAGACGUAAUCUUUGCAGUGAUAUUUUCUAAAAGUUUAUUACUUAUUAUUAAUGUAUCUAAGGUCUCGUCGAAACGCGUAUCCGUGCGACCACGUGCGAAGUGUCACCCAUUCGCCGUUGGUCAACAAACGAAGAACAUCCAAAAUUAUAAUUUCCAAGCGAAUCACUCGAGCCUUGUAACUGCUCGAUGGACGAACAUCGUGGAACUUUAUAGGUCAAUUCUUGCAUAGCAAUUAGUUGUGGUGUUGCAACAGGUAGUUGCUUGUUUGCACCCGAGAUUAGACAUAAAUCAUAUGUGUUUUUCUAUUAAAUAUCAGCAGGUCGGUGAUAUCGAUACAGUGUCCGAUGCUCGUAGCGAGUCGAUAACACCGUAGGAAAUUCUGGACAUAGGAGAAUAAUCGAAUAGUAGCCUUUUACAAUUGAAUGAUACAAAAAACUCAGAUCUGUGGUGUAUUUAUACCGUCUCGUUUUAUCAUAAUUUUUAUAAUUUAAGGUAUCGGCACAAAGAUAAAGUUAACACGUUUUAUACGAGUGCUCACCAGUGUACCGAUUCAUUAAAUCACGAAGCAUUAGAACCUUGGGGAGUAUUUGCAGCUUUGUAGAAGCACGCACCCUCUCUUGGGUAUCGACUGUCAGCACUAGGCAACUUGUAGAAAAAAAAAAAAAAAAAUGCGAUGCUCCCCUAGGGCAAUGCCAGAUCAUACGCUAAUUCUCUUGUACCAUCGAAAUCAUGUUUGCUGUCGAACGCCGUUUGGACACCAUCGAAACAGUCAUUACAUAAGCUCGAUAUAAUAUUAUUUAAUAUACAGUGUCGGAAUUAUGUCUGUCGCAGUGAUCACCGUGCCGUGUGUCUCACGCGUCGAGUGUUCGUAUCGUUGCAAAAUUACUUUGCUCCUUUUAACGAGAGAAAUACAUUGUACCACCUUCCGUCAGAUCUAUUUAUACUUGGCGAAGCCUGCCAGCACUGCGAGUCCUUCGGGACGGUCCUAUCCGCUGGGUCUUGCGUAGGCCACGAAAAUGCUUUAUCUCGUAUUAAGGGAUUCUAAACGCUUGCCCGAAAUAACAGCUGAUCUGUGUAGUGUUUUGAUGCUCUCUCGCUAAGGUUAGGAAAGGGGUUAGAGGAGAGGUUAGGGUGGACUUGACAGCUCGACGGGGUGCGCGCGACGCGGAGCCAAGUUUUGCAUCUGUCCUUAGUUACUUCGGCACCUUGUCGGUCGCACUCUUGUCCACUCGCCUCGCCACUUCGUAGUCUCGCUGUGAUCCCGUAGACGUAAUCGCGUCUUUAUCGGACUCGAUAUCGGCUCGAUAAUCGCGAGAUACGAUCGCGCGCAUCGAGACCUUCCACGUGGUUAGACGAGUCGUGCAGGCCGCCGGAAAAACGCAGUUACCCGCUCGGCCGACGGAGAUAGGGGAAAGCCUUUCCUGUAAAAGUUGUCCCCGGGAACGCGCCGGACAACUUUCGUAAGAAGCGUUUCGCGAUACCAUUCGCCGAUAAGGCGGAAAGCUGCAUUUUAGCCCGAUGGGAGCGGCCGACCCACGUGGCUCGUUUCGGCAUGAGCGAUUGGCACGUCUCUCCGCGCUACGGGUCACAAAUCGCAGACAUAUCGCCCGGAGUCGUCUCCCGUAGGGAAAUCGAAGGUACACGAGGAUGUUUCGGGGAAAAUGUUUGUAAUCGCUUCUCUAGAUAUCGGCGCGAGGCGCUCGCUUGGCUCUCUCGCCCUCCACACCGA